GGAAACCUGCAAGGGCUAAUGCAGCUCCCCAGUAAUAAUAACAGCUCGGAGCCAUUACUGGUCUUGAAUGGGCAAUGUAAGGAAGCCAUUCCUGGAAGCUGAAGAGAUUAGCUGCAUAGAUAAGACUGUGAAACUGGAGAAGGUAGCAUGUCUAUAACAUUUAUAGGUGUACCUCAAAGGCUUCCUUCAAGGACUUCGGUUGGUUCUUUAUUGUCCCCAUUGGAGUCACAGUUCUGGGACUGGCUCACCAUGAUUUUGCUGGCACAAUGUGACAAUUCUUCUCUUGUUGUAUUACAAAUGAAUUUGGGAAUUACUGUUCUUUUGGGAUAACUGAGAUCAUUCCAUUGUUUUUCUCUUUGGUACUCAGAAAUGCCGGUACUGAAAAUUUCAAUGCAGAACUUGUUCGCUUUGCUUUGUUUUCCAGCAAUGACUUCCCUCUCAGUGGUGGUGUUUCUGGCUGCUGUGCUGUUUUCAUCCUUCCCUGCAAAUGGCCAGGUAUGGUUAAGAUUGGAAAUCUUUUUAGAACGAUCCAGGCUACAUUCAGGUUUUGCUGAUUUGUCAACCACCCUAACCCAAGUCCAAAGGGAGAUUGUAGAUAAACACAAUGAACUAAGGAGAGCAGUCUCUCCAGAAGCCAGCGACAUGCUGAAGAUGGGAUGGGACAAUGAAGCAGCAAAAAAUGCUCAAAACUGGGCAAACAAGUGCAUUUAUGAACACAGUGACAAAAAGGACCGAAGAACCAAUACAAGCUGUGGUGAGAAUCUCUUUAUGUCAAGUGCCCCUACUUCAUGGUCAUAUGGAAUCCAAAGUUGGUAUGAUGAGAGCAGUGAUUUUGUCUAUGGUGCAGGACCAACAAGUCCCAAUGCAGUUAUUGGACAUUAUACUCAGGUCGUUUGGUCCACUUCCUUCCGUGUCGGAUGUGGAAUUGCGUACUGUCCUAACCAAGGCGUGUUAAAAUACUUCUAUGUUUGUCAAUACUGUCCUGCUGGUAAUUAUAUAAAUAGGCAGUAUUUCCCUUACAAAAAAGGACCACCUUGUUCCAGUUGCCCUGGUUACUGUGACAAAGGACUAUGCACCAAUAGCUGCGGUUAUGAAGAUGCCUAUAGUAACUGCCCAGAUUUGAAGAAGAUGUUCACCUGUACACAUGCAUUGGUCAGAAACAAUUGCAAGGCCUCCUGCAAUUGUGAGGGCAAAAUUUAUUGAAUACCUGAUAUACACUGAGCAAGGCUAAGUGGAAAAGGGCUACCUCAUCCACUUAGCUUUGACAUGUAAAAAAAAGAUUUGACAUGUACUAGCAGGGAAAUUGUAGGCAAGUUAGUUACAAAUUUGAUUCCAAACCAUAACGGUUCUUUUUCUCUUGGAUUUGCUAUGUUACUUUACAGAAAUCUCCCACAUACAAAGGGUUUUAAAAAAUUCCUCAAGCUAUAGUUAACAUCUUUGGAUUUUGAUAAAAAAUUUAGUGCUUUAAAUUGAAUGAUUUGAAUCAAGUUGGUGAUUCUGCAAGUUGUAUUUCUUCAUGACUGAGGUCACAAGAACUCUGAAUUAAAACUGGGAAUCAUGCUCCUGAAGCAAAAUUUAUAAAAAUAGCAGACAGUAAUAGCAUUAUCACAUGAAUCCUGGAUUACAGUCCUCUUUUCAAUUUAUACUUUACAGCUAAACAUCUUCAAAGAAUCAUUCGCCUAUGCUGUCGUUAAUUCCUUUUUUCUCAUUUAUCCUUCUUCCCAUUCAUCUGGCCCCCACCCUUGUAACUGAACUGGCUCUGUUCUUCCUAACAUAACAUUGACCUUUAUUUUGCCAAAAUCAACAAAGACUUUUGAUUCUUCACCUGCAUUAAUUUCACAGCAGAAUAUGAUAACACCUUCUUUUUUAAACCCCUUAGACAAAUAUCCUUUAAAGAAGAACUACAAAUCUGUGUAAAUACUCUUCCCCCAAGGAGCAGAACUUAGGCCCCGCUCUCUUUCAAAGUGGGCUGUUCUUAGCGAUUCAUUUUCUAAAAAGUUGAGUGUGGAAAGGGAACAAUAGUAACUUUCCGGUGGAGAAAUCUUCAAAAGCCACCUGAAACAAGUCAUCAGGGUUAACAUCACCAUUGAUAAAUCAUGUGGAUUCAUGUACCCCCGAUGUGAUGUGAUUAGGAGGGCAUUUGACCUCUUUAGUAUUCUUUCUAAAGACUUAUAACCCUAAACUAACCAUGAGGUAGAAUACCAGACAAACCCAAAUUGACAUUCCUGACCAGUACUGCUCAAAACUGUCAAAAUCAUGAAAAACAAGGAAAUUCUGAGAAAUUGUCACAGACCAGAAGAGACUAACGAGACAUGAAAAUUGAAUGUAAUGUCGUAUCUGGAAUUGGAUCCUGGAACAGAAGAAAAAUCCUUUAUAGAAAAAUUGGUGAAAUGUGAAAGGUUUGAAAUUUUGUGAAUAGAAAUGUUGAUCUUGGUUUUGACAAAUGUACCAUGGUAAUGUAAGAUGCUAACAUUAGGGUAAACUGAAACUGGGUGAGGAGAAUGCAGGAACUCUCUGUACUAUCUUUGCAAAU
Molecule: messenger RNA, 2533 nt
Organism: Loxodonta africana (African savanna elephant)
Lineage: Eukaryota; Metazoa; Chordata; Mammalia; Proboscidea; Elephantidae
Product: cysteine-rich secretory protein 3-like
Exons: 7
Coding region: 370-1203 (277 amino acids)
Cellular component (GO): extracellular region
Source: RefSeq, a predicted model, not a curated record